Messenger RNA from Nelumbo nucifera (sacred lotus), 884 nucleotides. RefSeq names its product protein RGF1 INDUCIBLE TRANSCRIPTION FACTOR 1-like. The record is from RefSeq and is a predicted model, not a curated record. Gene Ontology annotation, molecular function: zinc ion binding. Lineage: Eukaryota; Viridiplantae; Streptophyta; Magnoliopsida; Proteales; Nelumbonaceae.
CUUUAUAAGUGACCUCAGUUAAUAACCAAGUGCAAGAAGAACUCUCUUUGCCAUUAGCACUGUCAUCGUCGCGUCGAUCGAUGUGAUCAUGGGAAUUCAGAAGCCUGCGUGGUUAGAAGCCCUCUACACACAGAAAUUCUUUGUGGGGUGUUCGACGCAUGACACUGCAAAGAAGAAUGAGAAGAAUAUACUGUGUCUGGAUUGUUGCACCAGUAUUUGCCCCCACUGUUUGCCCUCUCACAGAUACCACAGACUCGUUCAAGUUCGCCGCUAUGUGUAUCACGACGUGGUUCGACUGGAAGACCUGGAGAAGCUCAUAGACUGCUCUAAUGUGCAGGCUUAUACCAUCAAUAGCGCCAAAGUGAUAUUCAUCAAGAAGAGACCCCAGAAUAGGCAGUUCAAGGGCUCAGGCAACUACUGCACUUCCUGCGACCGGAGCCUGCAAGAACCUUACAUCCAUUGCUCUCUGGGGUGCAAGGUGGACUUUGUAUUAAAGCAUAAGAAGGAUCUCUCUCCUUAUUUGAGGACAUGUAACUCGUUACAAUUAUGUCCAGACUUGUUAGUCUCUCAGUAUGCCGGAGAGGAGGAAAUGACCAAUGAGACGCCGCGUUCGACAAUUGUGGACUGCGACGAGCCCAUGAGUUCGUCUUCAGGGUCAUCAGCGUCCGAGAACAUGAGCGUCGCAUGCACAGACUUUGUUCGAAAGAAGAGAAGUAGUGGGUUAUACGUGUGUGCACGGUCAGCUGGUAGGGUUUCAGACGAGGACAUGGCCACAAGCAUUAGUAGAAGAAAAGGCAUUCCUCAUAGGUCCCCUCUGUGUUAGAGAGAGUAAUUUAAUUGCCAAGACCUCUUCAGUUCUUCUCCUUAUUUUCUUAACUGACUUC